Messenger RNA from Psylliodes chrysocephalus, 1037 nucleotides. The record is from the annotation of a GenBank genome assembly. NCBI's taxonomy places the organism in Eukaryota, Metazoa, Arthropoda, Insecta, Coleoptera, Chrysomelidae.
AAUGUAAAAAAAAAUAUUUUUUUAUAAAAAUUGUUUAAAUAUUGUUCCAUGAACCAUGAUGGAAUCCGUGAUCGAUCAAAACAUAACCUAUAAAUAAUUUUUACAAGUUUAUGGUUUGACUAGUGGAGUUUUAUCUUUGUAAAUAUUAAAAUUGUGUUAAAAUGGAAAAAAUUGCAGAGCUCAAGAAGGAUGUAUCAGAACUGGAAGGCUUCUUGAAUAAUGCUACCAGACAAAAAAGCAAAGAUAUUUUGAGUAUUGAAAUACGUAAAUUGAUAUCAGAAAUUUUAAAUGUAGAAGAAAAACUAAAGGCACAAAAGGACUCUGCUAAUAAUAUUGCUGCCACUACACCAACUAUCGGAGAUAACAAAAAUAAAAGAUAUGAAGUUAAAAUUAAUAAUUAUGCUUGGGAUCAGUCCGAUAGUUUUGUAAAGUUUUACAUAACAUUAAAGAAUGUACAAACUAUUCCUGCAGAAAAUGUUACCUGCGAAUUUAUUUCAAAAACAGUAAAUCUAUUCGUCAAAGACUUGGAAAAUAAAGACCACACAUGGCAAAUCAAAAAUUUAUUAAAAGAGAUUGAUCCCCAAAAGAGUUCUUGGAAAAUUAAAACUGAUAUGGUUAUAAUAAGUGUUGCUAAAAAGUCACAAGAUAACUGGUCUCAUCUUACUGAAUGGGAUAAGAAAGCUAGUGAGAAUAAAGCGCCCAAAUUUGACACUGAAAAAAUGGAUCCUUCAGAAGGUCUAAUGUCACUCAUGAAAAAUAUGUAUGAAACUGGGGAUGAUGAAAUGAAAAGGACUAUUGCAAAGGCUUGGACAGAAAGUCAACAAAAGAAAGGAGGCGAUUUUUCUUUAAAUAUGUAGAAAUUUUUAAGUUAAUUUUGUAAGGCUACCUAUAUGACUUAAUGGUUAUAUACAUAUUUUUUUUUUUUAUUAAAACUUUGGGUUCAUGUUCAAUAUAUUUUUAUUUUAAAAACAUUAACGUAAAUAGCAGCAAUUAUUUUGAAUGUUUUAGUAUAAUAGAAUAAAAAAAAAAAUAGUUAA